GCACCUCCCUCUCCCUCCGUCCAUCCUGCAGGCUGCAGUCCCAGCGCGUACCGACGCCUCCCCAAGCUGGAACCGUACUUUACUGGCAGUAAUCUUCCCACCCGCCUCGGCGCCUCCUCCCCACCUCGCCCGCUCUCGCUCCGCUGUUCUCCUCCCGCUGUCACCUUCCUCUCCCGGCGAAGCGUGGCUCCCGCGACCGGCCUCUCAGUACCCGCUCCUCCUCCUCCGCGCGCGGAGCGCCGCGGCCGAGCACGGCCGCCGCCGGAUCCUCCGCCCGCCCGCUCCGCAGUCCGCCGCUUCCGCUCUCGUGCUGCGGCUAGCGGAGCGGAGAUCCGUCCGGACCUGAACUGGGGUUUCUGCUCGCUGUUGAAAAACGCCCGCCGCUACAUUUGCAAGGAACCCCACGCCGCACCCCCGUGCCGCGCGCCCGAGCCCGACCCUCCUCUCAUUCCUCUCUCUCCCUCCCUCUCCCAUCUCUCCUCUCCCCGACGCCCUCUCCCGGCGCCUCGCCGCCCGUCGCCGCUUCCCCCUCCUCGCACCCCCUCUCCCUCUCCGCCCUGCAGCGGCAGGCGGCGACGGCCCCCAAUGGCGGCGGACUGGUUGUCGGCGCGCCGGGCGUGGGAGAAGUGGACCACGAAGCACGUCGGCCCCUCCGGGAAGCAGGUCCAGGCCGCGCUGCUGCUCAACUACGACCCGUCCGGGCCGUCUAGGCUCCUUCCGGUCAUAGCAGAGCAAGAGGGAACACAACUUACAGCUAUUGAUAUGCGACCAUUCCUUGACUUUGUUAAGAGGGGUAAUCUGCAGACCGAAUUCUUCUCUAUUAGGCCAAACCAAUAUUUGGUCACCUCAAUCCAUGAUAACUGGUAUUGUGCCCGCUGCGUUAACAGCACAAAGUCAGUAGGCGAAGGAGCUAUAGUUAUGCAGAUUGGAGCUUACUUAUUAGUCUGUAUGAUGGUUCUCUUGCUUCAGCUUCACAAGCAAUGGUGGCUGCUGAUCAGUUUGCAAUGCAGUUUAACCGGAGAACUCACUAAUUUCCUCUUAGUAUAGUUUGAUGAGUGAUGUUGGCCUGCGAUUUGGUAUUAUUAGGGAUCAUAGUGCUAAAAUGCAUUAAAUGACCUUAUGCAAUUCCUAAUGUUACCAUUUCCUUGGGUCAGUAGGUACGCUAAUGUAAUAGUCAAAACUGGCUGUGAUACUGAUGUUUCUAGUGUGAAGUUGAACAAGCUCAUGUUAAUAGGGGCAUGUGUGGUGCAGCCUAUUUCUAUCUGAGCUCGUGUAAAACCAUAGAAGAUUCCAAAUCUUGUGAGGUUCAUAAAACAUGGGAGCUCUAUGAAGAUGACCCAUGCUACACACAGACAUAAAACAUGAAGUUAGUCUUGGACUUGUUUUUCUUGUUGCA
Setaria italica (foxtail millet) is the source of this 1396-nucleotide messenger RNA. RefSeq lists its product as uncharacterized. Gene Ontology annotation, molecular function: actin binding. The record is from RefSeq and is a predicted model, not a curated record. Lineage: Eukaryota; Viridiplantae; Streptophyta; Magnoliopsida; Poales; Poaceae. The coding region runs from base 586 to 1047 and encodes 153 amino acids. The transcript is spliced from 6 exons.